AUGAGUAAGCAACAAAGUCAAAUUGAUCAGUGCAAAGAUGCCCAGGACAAUGAAUUUGUUAGUGAUCCGGAAGAUUGUAGUAAAUUUCUCCAGUGCAGCAACGGCGAGGGAACAUCGAUAAGUUGUCCGCCCGGAUUUUUGUUCGAUCCGGAACAGAAGAUCUGCAACUUUGAAGAUCAAGUGGUGUGUGAAACCCCUGCAGCUACAACAAGCGAUCCAUCAACUGUUGUCCCGGAUACAACAACUCCAUCUCAAACAACAGCUGUCACUGAAUCCACUACAGGCAUGACAACCACCACAGUACCGGAUCUUGAGCCAGAGGAAUUCUGUAAGGCGGCAGAUCCCUCUAAACCAGUCUUUCACCCUAGCAGCACCAACUGUGGUCAAUAUUACAUUUGCAUCAACAGAAAUCCGUUCCUACUGAGUUGUGCCAAGGGUCAGCAUUGGAACCAGGAAAAACAGUUCUGUGAUAAUCCGGGUGCCGUCAACUGUCAGAUCAAACCGCAGUUUCCGGAAUGUCCCAUGGAGGGGUCUGCCUUCUUUCCGCAUCCAGAUAAAUGCGAUCUGUUCCUGUUCUGCGACGAGGGUCAAAUCUCAGUGCAGAAGUGUCCGUAUUUCUAUGAGUGGAAUGCGCAACAAAAAACUUGUGUUUUACUGGAGGGAUCCAGCUGUGUCUAUUGA
This is a messenger RNA of Uranotaenia lowii, 681 nucleotides long. RefSeq names its product peritrophin-1-like. The coding region runs from base 1 to 681 and encodes 226 amino acids. Lineage: Eukaryota; Metazoa; Arthropoda; Insecta; Diptera; Culicidae. Gene Ontology annotation, molecular function: chitin binding. Gene Ontology annotation, cellular component: extracellular region. The transcript has 2 exons. The record is from RefSeq and is a predicted model, not a curated record.